Messenger RNA from Fusarium odoratissimum NRRL 54006, 195 nucleotides. RefSeq lists its product as uncharacterized. The transcript is spliced from 2 exons. The coding region runs from base 1 to 195 and encodes 64 amino acids. The record is from RefSeq and is a predicted model, not a curated record. NCBI's taxonomy places the organism in Eukaryota, Fungi, Ascomycota, Sordariomycetes, Hypocreales, Nectriaceae.
AUGGACCCCGGCAUUCGAAAGGCAGUGAAAAGUUCAGGAAUUCAGGCUCUUCUUGACGAUAUAGAUGGAACAACAGCAAUACAACUUCCAAACAUAUUGGGUAAGCCCUCGUCUAUCCGCGCAAACAGAGGACCUUGGUGCGAGGACAGAACAGAGACAGAAGCUCCUGGGGACGAGAUGAAUCCUGAAGGGUGA